Molecule: messenger RNA, 2883 nt
Organism: Phoenix dactylifera (date palm)
Lineage: Eukaryota; Viridiplantae; Streptophyta; Magnoliopsida; Arecales; Arecaceae
Product: endoribonuclease
Biological process (GO): protein histidyl modification to diphthamide
Molecular function (GO): diphthine-ammonia ligase activity
Source: RefSeq, a predicted model, not a curated record
CACCGAUAUCAGCUUGCUUGAAUAUAAUGCGCAUAAAAUUUCUAUAGGUAGGGGAAAAAAGUGUACGGAAGAUGUAAUUGGGGUCGCAAAAACCCUAGGGUGUUGGGUGGAAGACGAAAGAGGAAGAAGAAGAGGGAUACGGAGAGAAACGGCCGAUUCAUCUGGGGGGGAAGAGAUGAAGGUGGUUGCGUUGGUGAGCGGCGGCAAGGACAGCUGCUACGCGAUGAUGCGAUGCAUCGAUCACGGCCACGAGAUCGUUGCGUUGGCCAACUUGCUUCCGUUUGAUGAUUCUGUGGACGAGCUCGACAGCUACAUGUAUCAAACCGUUGGGCACCAAAUUGUAAUUAGCUAUGCAGAAUGUAUGGGACUGCCAUUGUUUCGGAGGCGGAUACGAGGAUCCUCAAGGCAUCAACAUCUUAGUUAUGCGGUGACUGAAGGAGACGAAGUAGAAGAUAUGUUUAUUCUGUUAAAUGAAGUUAAACAACGAAUUCCCUCUAUCACAGCAGUCUCUUCGGGUGCCAUUGCAUCUGAUUAUCAGAGGCUACGGGUGGAGAGUGUUUGUUCGAGGUUAGGCCUUGUUUCUCUGGCUUAUUUAUGGAAACAAGAUCAAACUUUCCUCCUUGAAGAAAUGAUAAGGAGGGGAAUAUUGGCUAUCACUAUUAAGGUUGCAGCUAUGGGUUUGAACCCUGCAAAGCAUUUGGGCCAAGAACUUGCAGAUCUGCAAUCACAUCUGCUUCAAAUGAAAGAGCUUUAUGGAAUAAACGUCUGUGGUGAAGGAGGAGAAUAUGAAACGCUAACUCUUGACUGCCCUCUGUUUAGAAACGCCAGGAUUAUGCUCGACAAGUUUCAAGUCAUACUGCAUUCAGCCGAUUCCAUUGCACCAGUUGGCAUCCUUCAUCCCUUGGUGUUCCAUCUUCACCACAAAAAAGUGGAUUCGUCUAUCAGCAGUUGUAGCAAUAGUUGUUCAGAGAAAAUGAGUUAUAUAUGUGAAGUGCAAGGAGAUUCUGUGCCGAAUUAUAUGGUCAAGUGUCAAUCCAUGGAUUUGGCAUCUGACAUGUGUACUACUAAGAAGGUGAACUUGUGUAUCUCAGCAACCAGAAGGGACAUGUUUUCCAUUGGUUGUUGGAUUCAAAAUCCUUCUACAACCCCAGAAGAAUUUGAACUCGCAGACCUGAAGGAAGAUCUGAUAGCGAUUCUGAAGAGAAUUGAAUCAAAACUCAGUGAACAUGGUUUUGAUUGGGUGAAUGUUCUGUACAUUCACCUCUAUAUUUCCAAUAUGAAGGAAUUUGCACUCGCCAAUGAAGUGUAUGUGAGGUUUAUUACAGAAAAGAAGUGCUACUUGGGUGUUCCAUCGCGCAGUACCAUUGAACUGCCUCUGCUCCAGGUUGGCCUAGGUAAUGCUUAUAUUGAAGUGUUAGUAGCAAAGGACCAGAGCAAAAGAGUUCUGCAUGUACAAAGCAUUUCAUGCUGGGCGCCUAGUUGCAUUGGGCCAUAUAGCCAGGCAACCUUGCAUAAAGAAGUUCUCUACUUGGCUGGGCAGUUGGGGCUGGACCCCCCCACAAUGAUGCUAUGCUCUGGAGGUCCAGCUGCUGAACUAGAACAGGCAUUACUAAACAGCGAGGCAGUGGCCAACUGCUUCAAUAGCUCCAUUGCUUCUGCAAUUCUUUUUGUCAUUUACUGUUCUGCAUCUCUCACGUCAAGUCAGAGGACUGAAGUUCAGCACAAAAUGGAAUUUUUCAUUGGACAAAGGGUCUCUGGUUUGCAGCACAAGAGAAGAGUUUCUGAUCCUAUUUUCCUAUAUAUUCUUGCAACUGACCUUCCCAAAGGAGCACUCGUGGAGGUAAAACCUGUCCUUCACAUACCAGGGAAUGGGUAUGAAAUUGAAACUGGCAUUGCACAACCACCUAGACAAGAAAUAGCAAACAAAUGGAGAUUUGAGUACUCAGAAUGGCAUGAUUCUUGUUGCCAGAUUCAUACCAUCAGUGGAAAGAUUUGCUCGGCGGUAGUGUCUGUUACUAAUGAUGUGGCAGCCAAGGUCUGCUCCAAAAGUGAUGAGAAACUUGGAAACUUUUGGCACCACAACACUGAAAAGCACGUGAAAGAAAUUGCAAUGUUUUCUGUUUUCCUUCUUGAUAAGAUCCUUUUGGAGAAUGAAUUCCUUUGGGGAGACCUGACGAACUUGAGGUUCUAUUACGCAACAAAUAUUCCCAUUGCUACUGAAGUUUUGGCUGACAUAUUUUCUGGGGUUUUCACUGAAUUUGCGGAGGUCAAUAAAUGCAUUGAUAUCAGUAAGGAGCCAAUUUUUAACCUUGUUCCAGUUAUAGGCUCUGGCAGAUCAGCAUGUACGGACAACAUAAUUUCUUGUGAGCUAUUCGCAUUGAAGCAGUGAGUUUUUUUUUUCUUACUGUGAGAAACAGGAGAUUUGCGAAUCAGAGGAAUGCCACAACUAAUUAUUUGAUCACGGCAUUCCUUGCUUUAACAUUAUUAUGAUUAGAUUUUUCUGAGGACUCUGGAACCAUUCUUUUCCGUGAUUGCUCGAGGAUUGCUAUGACAUACUCUCAGAAUCUGGAGGCAUCCUUGUUGAUUACACUCGAACAUCAAUUUCUGUGGUACCAUAAAGCAAACAGAAAGAACCCCAUUCCAAGCUCGAUAGUUUCAGAGUGUUGAUACAUCUGUUGGAAUCUCCAAAGGCCCCUGUUGCUGCAUGGAUUAAAUGGGCAUAUGGAAACGCUUUCAUCAUCUUUCAGUUUAUCCUUACGAAAAUGAGGUUCAAGGGGAUUUUUAAAAGCAAAAGUUGGACAUUUGACAGUGUUAUAACUUCCAUCAAAGAUGUCUAUUACAUGUAUAACUUGGUAUCGUGAAUUUAGCUAGAUAAUUGUUUCA